AUGGUUGUUGUACGAAUUGUCAAUUUAAGAAGGUUUAGAUCGUUCAGUGUUCUGUUCUCACAGUGUCUAGUCAUGUAUUUCUGGGGAACUAACAAUCACAAUGUGAAUCCACCAUCACUUGUGGAUCCAGAAUAUAUUGAUGCUCAUCCUGAAACUAUAAUUCUGGAUCCUCUUCCUGCUAUCAGAACAUUACUGGAUCGAUCAAAAUCUUACGAACUUAUUAGAAAGAUAGAACUAUAUAUGAAAGAUGACAGAAUCUGUUCUCCUCCAUUUAUGGAACUAACAAAUGCAUGUGGAGAAGACACCUUGAAGCAAAUAGAAAAAAAUGGAAUUGCAUUCCCAUUCAUUUGUAAGACAAGAGUCGCCCAUGGAACCAACUCUCAUGAGAUGGCUAUCAUAUUCAACCGGGAAGGCCUGAAAGCCAUUCAGCCUCCAUGUGUGAUUCAAAGUUUCAUCAACCACAAUGCUGUCCUGUACAAAGUCUUUGUGGUUGGGGAGUCAUAUACUGUGGUGAAGAGGCCCUCUGUGAAGAACUUCUCAGCAGGCAUUUCUGAUAGAGAAUCAAUAUUUUUCAACAGCCACAAUGUAUCAAAACCAGAAUCCUCUUCCAUCUUAACAGCACUUGAUAAAAUAGAAGGGGUGUUUGAGAGACCAAAUGACGACGUCAUCCAAGCAAUCUCAAAGACACUAAGGCAGACUUUGGGGAUUUCUCUCUUUGGCAUUGACAUUAUCAUUAAUAAUCAGACUGGUCAGCAUGCAGUCAUUGAUAUCAAUGCAUUUCCAGGAUAUGAAGGUGUCUCAGAGUUUUUCACCGACCUCCUGAAUCAUAUAGCUACUGCCCUGCAGGAGCAAACACCAGAGUUGUCCCAGCUGAACCAUAACAAAUUCCUGGCAGAGCAGAGCAGCAGCCUCGUGGGGGAGCGGACGUGCUGUGCUAACACUGGUUGCCGGAGCAGGGCAAGCCAAGACCCCUGGAUUGUAGAGAAUGAGACCAGCAGCUCAGUCAAGUUGCAGCACCAAAGGCUGGGCUGUAACUCAUCCAUGUCACCAAGCUUUCAGCAGCAUUGUGUGGCCACAUUGGCCACGAAAGCUUCCUCUCAGUGAUCC
Molecule: messenger RNA, 1107 nt
Organism: Protobothrops mucrosquamatus (brown spotted pit viper)
Lineage: Eukaryota; Metazoa; Chordata; Lepidosauria; Squamata; Viperidae
Gene: ITPK1
Product: inositol-tetrakisphosphate 1-kinase
Exons: 8
Coding region: 1-1104 (367 amino acids)
Biological process (GO): inositol trisphosphate metabolic process
Cellular component (GO): cytoplasm
Molecular function (GO): magnesium ion binding; inositol-1,3,4-trisphosphate 6-kinase activity; inositol-3,4,5,6-tetrakisphosphate 1-kinase activity
Source: RefSeq, a predicted model, not a curated record